AUGGCUUAUAUGUGCACUGACAGUGGAAACUUAAUGGUCAUAGCUCAACAGCUCAUCAAACAGAAGCAGCAACAGCAAUCACAACAACAACAACAACAGGAACAACUCAAUCCAUGGCCUAACCAAACACUAGGUUAUCCUCUGACCGGUUCUGGUCUUUCAGACCCGUUUCAGCUAACCGGAGACCCGGAUUUUCACUUUCCCUUACUGGAGCACCAAAACGCCAAUGCUUCCAAGGCGUUUAGGUUUCCACAUGAUGGAGAGUUCGACUCAGACGAGUGGAUGGAGAGUCUACUACUCAACGGUGGAGAUGCGUCGCAGACAACAAGUCAAGACUUUUCAAUCCACGGUCAUGAUCCAUUCUUGGAAUUACCGAGUCGACUCAGUGUUCCAUCGGAUCUUAACCGAGUCAUCUUCAAAGAUAAAGAUGACUCAGCAGGUCCACUCCCAAACCCACCGGUUUCCACCCCUCCGCCGCAGCUAGUAUCUGAGGAGCCGGACUUUGAUCUAAACCGGCCGGUUUUGAUAGAUAUACACGACUUUGUCCGGUUAUUAAAUACCAAACCGGACUUAGCCGCGGAAAAGCUGAUCAAGAUCCGAGAAUCCGUUUCGGAAACGGGCAACCCGACGGAGCGAGUCGGGUUUUACUUCGCUGAAGCUCUCUCCGACAAACUUUCUCCGGCGCCGCCGUCGCUAGAAGACUUCAUCUUCUCAUAUAAAACGUUAACCGACGCUUGUCCGUACUCCAAGUUCGCUCACUUAACGGCGAACCAAGCGAUUCUCGAAGCAACUCAAGAAUCAAGAAACAUCCACAUCGUCGACUUCGGGAUCUUUCAAGGUAUCCAGUGGGCUGCUAUGUUGCAAGCUCUUGCGACCCGAGCUUCUGGAAAACCGGACCGGGUCCGGAUCUCGGGUAUACCCGCUCCGUCUCUUGGUGAAGCUCCGGGUCCAUCUCUGAUCGCUACAGGAAACCGCUUACGUGAUUUCGCGAUGCUUUUAGGUUUAAAUUUCGAGUUUUAUCCGGUUCUUACUCCGGUUCACUUACUGAACGGGUCAAGUUUCCGGGUCGACCCGGAUGAGGUUCUGGUUGUGAAUUUUAUGCUUGAGCUUUACAAGCUUCUUGAUGAAACUGCGAUGGCCGUUGAUACGGCGCUCAGGCUCGCCAGGUCGCUAAACCCGAGGAUUGUGACGCUUAGUGAAUACGAGGUGAGUUUGAACCGGGUUGGAUUUGCAGACCGGGUUAAGAACGCUCUCCGGUUCUAUUCCGCGGUUUUUGAAUCACUCGAACCGAAUUUGGAGCGAGGCUCGAUGGAAAGACUAAGAGUGGAGAGAGUUCUGUUCGGUCGGAGAAUAUCGGAUUUGGUACGCUCCGGUAAUAAUAAUAAACCGGGAACCGGGUCAGGGAGAAUGGAAGUGAAAGAGCAAUGGAGAGUGUUGAUGGAGAAAGCUGGGUUCGAACCGGUUAAACCGAGCAAUUACGCGGUUAGUCAAGCCAACCUGCUUCUGUGGAAUUACCAAUACAGUACAUUGUAUUCACUUGUUGAAUCGGAGCCAGGUUUUAUCUCCUUGGCCUGGAACAAUGUUCCUCUCCUCACUGUAUCCUCAUGGCGUUGA
Eruca vesicaria subsp. sativa (arugula) is the source of this 1614-nucleotide messenger RNA. The record is from the annotation of a GenBank genome assembly. Lineage: Eukaryota; Viridiplantae; Streptophyta; Magnoliopsida; Brassicales; Brassicaceae.